AUGGAUAGUUCAUUGAUGAAUUAAGUUAUAUUUGAAAUAAAUUAAAUCAAAAUAUCAAAUAUUAUUAAACAAUUAAUUCGCUAUUUAUCAUUAAAAAUGUUACAGAGUAAAUUGAGAAUUUACUCAUGGUGCAUAUCUCUUUAAAUUGUCAUAUAUGCAUAAUUAUAUGCUAGUUAUGCAUGCGAUUUCUCAUAAAUGAAUUAACUGCAUGAAUUUAUUAGUAAUAACUCGAAAAUAGCUAAAUAAACCUUAGAUUUAUAUAUCCAUUAGGAGCAAUUAGAAAACAUGGUAGCUUAUUAGGUUGAAAUUCUCUAAAAAAUUUUAGGUUUUACUGAAAAAAAUCAACUAAAUAUUUUAUAUUUUGAAGAUUAAAGCUAAAACUGUAGCAAUGAAAGUUAAUCUAGUUUUAUUGGUAUCUAUUAAAACCAAGAACAAUAAAUCUAUUGUUAUAAGGGAUUUUUUAUUGUUGUGUUUAAAAAUCCAUAAAAAGAUGAGAGCAAUUUUAUUUAAACUUUGUUUAAAAAUUGUACAAUUAACAUAAUGAUGGUAUCUGAAAACUAUAAUUUAAUUUAAAACAAAGGCUUAGAGCAAAACAAAAUUUAAAUUGAGCUGAUUAGCAUUUUUGACUUUGUUGAUUAAAAUGAAUUAAUGUUAGCUCUUUAAAAAGUGAUAGAAUAUUUAUAAUGUUAGAUUUCUUCAAAUAAUAAUAAUUACUUUAGGAACUUAAAUUACUUUAUUAAAAAAAAUAAAAUUAGAAUACUUCCUUAAUGUGAUGUAAAUAAUUGUUCUAAAUGUGCUCCUGGUUAGAAAAACACAUGUUCUGAUUGCAAAAAAGAUUUUGCUUUAGUCUCUACUUCAAGCUGUUCAAAAUGCGGAUCUGGUUAAUAAUUUUAAUCUACUUCUUAACCUUGUAUUUAAUGUCCUUUUUAUUGCACUACUUGCAAUAACUCUUCUACUUGCACUGAAUGCAAUCCUAACUAUUAAUUAGAUUCUUCUAAAAACUGUCAGCCUUGCAAACUUACUAAUGGAGAGUACUAUGAUUCUAAAUAGAAGAAAUGUGGUAGUUGUCCUACUUAUUGCUAAUAAUGCAGCAGUUCUUCAAAUUGUUCUGUAUGUUAACCAGGCUAUUCGUUAAACUCUUAAAAAAAUGGUUGCUAAAUUUGUUAAACAAAUUAAGGUUAGUUUAUUGAUCCCAGUAAUUAAACAUGCGGUCAAUGUUCUUCUUAGUGCUUAAAAUGUACUAGCCCUACAAAUUGUACUGAAUGUUAAGCUAAUUAUUAAGUAAAUGCUUCAAAUAAUACUUGUUAAGCUUGUUAAAUAAGUUAAGGCUAAUAUUAUGAUUCUUCUGCUAAAAAAUGCACCAAUUGUUUUUUAAAUUGUUUAUAAUGUACCAACUCAUCAAAUUGUCAAUUAUGUAAACCUGGAUACUAUCCUAACUCCAAUUAAUGCUCUCAAUGUAAUAACUAGUGUCUGACUUGCAAUGGACCAAAUUAAAAUAAUUGCCUUUCUUGUAAUAGUGGACUCUAUUUAUACACAAAUAAUUCAACAUGUUAACCUACUUGUAAUACAGCAGGAGGCUAUUUCAUAAAUUAAAAUACAUGCUCCCCAUGUGAUUAAACUUGUGCUACUUGUAACGGAUCUUCUAGUACUCAAUGCAUUACUUGUGCAACUGGAUAUUACAAAUACGGUGCAGAUAAUCUUUGUAAAACAUGCCCACCUAAUUCUACUUAAACUGUACUAAGCAAUUGCCAAAGCUCUUCAUUGCAAUGCCUCCUUAAUAACCAAACAAAAAAAUAUGAAUUAACUAAUGUAUGUUCUGUUUGCAACUAAGGAUACACUUUAAGUAACAAUAUUUGCAUAGAUAGCUGCUCUCUAAUUACCUAGAAUUACUAUUAUCAUUUAAGUACUAAUUAAUGUAAAUGUUCUUCUAGCUAUUUGUACAAGCACAUAAGAAAAGACAAUUCUGUAUUUUGUAGUAAUCAAUAGUAACCAGGAUAUUAUUGUGAUACCGAUUAAAUCUGUAAUGUGUGCAAAUAACUAAAUUGUUAAACAUGCCCUGACUAAAAUACUUGUACAUUAUGUAAUAAUGGAUAUUAUCUCUGGCUAAAUCAGUGCCUUUAGUCAUGUUCUUCCUCUCAAAAUUUGCAAAUUUCUAGCUCUUAAUCACAGUGUGAAUGUGCUUAAAAUUAUAUUCUUAUCACCCCAGACAAUAUUUGUGUUAUUAAGUUGAGUAUAACUUCAAUUAAUCUCUCUAAAGAUUCUCAAUACAAUGUGAUAACAGUUAUUUUUAAUAGAGUACCUUAUCCAAAUGAAACAAAUGGGAUUAGUAUACAAUUAGAUCCUGGCAAAUUAAUUUUGAAUACAGAUUAUCGAAUUGUAUCAUAACAACUGAUUAGUAACACAGUUGUUUUUAAUAUAUCUGUCGAAUAAAAUAGAAGAGUUAAUUAAAUAGUAGUCUCUUACAAUAAUCAACAAACUACAUUCUAAUUAUAAAAUGCUAUUCUCACUACAAGUACUUAUAACAAUUCUCAGCAAAGUGUUUAGGGAAAAAUUGAUAGUGCUUCAAGCGCUAGCAAGGCUCUUACUUCUGGUUAAGGAAAUGGCUAUAGCAUAAUUCUCAUACUCAAAAAAUUCUAAAUUUUGUGUUUCCUUUCAAAUUUUAUUUAAUUUUUUGGACCAUUAGUUUUAUUUAAAAACUAUCUACCUCAAAUAGUUUAUGUAGGAACAAUUCUAGCAUCUUCAUUUAUAUUUACUUCUAUCCCUGAUGCUAGUUAAUUAGAUGCAAAUAGUUAAAGUGAUAGCACAAGUUAAGGCUCAACUUCAUCUGAGCAGUAGCUUUUGUAAGACUUAGGAUUGUAAGCAAAUUUAUACUAUGCUCUUCCCAUACCAAAUAUAUCUUUAAUAACAUCAGUUGUAAUAGUCCUUCUUUGCUGCUUUGCUAGAUGGGUUAUGAAAGGAAAGCAGUAUACUAUGGAAAUAGUAAACUUUUUAAUCAAUGUAGCAUCAUCUGUUCAAUAAGGCUUUAUUACUCCCUCUCUAUUUAGCAUUUAUUACUGCCUAGCAUAUACAUAAGAGAAAUAUUUUGCUGUUAUUUAAUUGCUUAUCCAUGCAGCCUUUUUUGUUUUAAUUUACUGUUUUUCUUUUAAAAAAGAUGUAAAUUAUAUUGAAAGUUAUUUACCCAAUUUUGCUUUAAAUAUUAACACAAAGGCAAAGGGAUGGAGUACUUAUUUAUUUGCAAGCUACAUAAAAAAGUAUACUAUCAUUUUACUUAUUUUAAUGAUUCCCAGCCAUCCUUACGUUUGUUGCAUAGUCAUAUCAAUUACUUUUGGGUGCUUUGGAUUAUACAUUUUAUAUUUUAGAUUUUUUAACAGUAAAUUUAUCAAUAUUUACAAAAUAAUUUAAGAGUUUUUCAUCUCUGUUACAGUAAUUCUGUUUAUGGUUUGCAUAAAGAAGUAAUAAGAUAUUUUAAACUAAGAUACAAUAUCUGAUGAUGACUUGAAGAAAGUAGAUUAAUUUAGCUUAAUAGUAAUAAUUAUGCUUGCAAUCUGUUUAAUGAUGAGUUUCUUCUUAUUCUUAAUUAGAUUGGUAAUCUAACUUGUAGAAAUUUUUUAAAAACUAAAAAAUUAUUUGACAAAAAAAAAUGAAAAAGAAUAGCUAACUGAGUCAUUUGAUUAAAUCUUGGAAUAAUUUAACUCAUCUAAAUAAAAUUUAGUUUUUUAUAACAAAACAAAAGUAAGAAGAGAAAGUUUGAACUAAAAAGAGCAACCCUAAAAAAUAGAUUUAGAAUAAUGA
Molecule: messenger RNA, 3792 nt
Organism: Tetrahymena thermophila SB210
Lineage: Eukaryota; Ciliophora; Oligohymenophorea; Hymenostomatida; Tetrahymenidae
Product: transmembrane protein, putative
Exons: 3
Source: RefSeq, a predicted model, not a curated record